AUGAUCCCGCUCUCACAGACUCAGUGCUUCCGGAGGUCAAGCAUUCUCCAGCCACGGCUGCCUGUGCUGUUGCUCUCCUCCGGCCGGGGGGUCCCCCAUCUCUUUCUCCAUGUCUCUCCCCGUUCCCCAGACUGGCCGCAGUCUCACCGAGGAAGGCCUCUUACUGCCCUCAUCCUUGCUACUGACGACCCCGCUGGCUGCCGCGCAGAGGUGGCUGGCUUUGAAGAGCAACAGCGAACGUUGCUCAGAGACCCUCCCCCACCCUUGCCAAGGAUUUCAGAAGCUGGAAGUCCCAGCUGUCCAGAGGAGAAACCCGAGAGCGGAAUUGUCUCCGAGAAGGGUUCACUCUGUCCGCUUGGGUCCCUGCAGCUGUCUCCCCAUCUCCACCGUUUCCAUUACGCUAGUCUGUGCGCCAUUGCUCUUCCUGGACACACACAGACACACACAUACACACACACACUCAUACACACAUUCACACUCACACACACACGCACACUCACUCAUACACACUCUCACACACACACUCACACACAGUCCCACACACAGUCACACACACACACACACACACACACACAGUCACACACACUCAGACACACUCACACACACACAGUCACACACAUACAUACACACUCACACUCACACACACACACACAGUCACACACACAGUCACACACACACACAGUCACACACAGUCACACACAGUCACACACACACACAGUCACACACACAGUCACACACACACACAGUCACACACAGUCACACACACACUCACACACACAGUCACACACAUACACACACACUCACACACACACACACACAGUCACACACACAGUCACACACAGUCACACACACACUCACACACACACAGUCACACACAUACACACACACUCACACACACACACACAGUCACACACACAGUCACACACAGUCACACACACACAGUCACACACACACUCACACACACACACACACACACUCACUCACACACACACAUACAACAUAUGUCCUGGGUUGCAGGGGCUUGGGGAGGGGCAAUUAGAGGCAAAGAGGAGACAUUUUUGAAGACUCCGAUCCAUGGAGAAAGGAGUCCGGCAACCACGUGACUAAUGGUGACUCUGGUUCCAGGGGAUCCAAUGCCCUCGGCUGACCUCUGGUGGCUUUUGCACACAUGUGGUGCACAUACUAACACCCAGGCACACACAUGUACCCAUAAAUUUUUUUUUAAAUAGUGUUUUUAAGGAAAGCAUUGUUGUUUUAAAACGGGGUUGUUAGGUGUGUAGCCCUGGCUGACCUAGAACUCACGACGUUGACCAGAUGACUGAGACACUCAUGCCAACGGUGCGGGGAUUACAGGCAGGGCCACUGCGCCCAACAGCGCAGAAGUGUUUCACAGUACUCGCCAUCACCGACAGCAGAGCUGGUAUUAUUCUGGAGCCAUUUUGUGUUGUGGGCUUCAGAAACAAACAAACAAAUCAAUAAAUAAGUGGAAGGCUGGAGAGAUGGCUCAGAGGUUAAGAGCACUGGCCCUUCUUCCAAAGGUCGUGAGUUCAGUUCUCAGCACCCAGCCAUAGCGAGAUCUGCAAGCAGAACACAGAAAUAAAUUAAAAAAAAAAAAAAAUUAAUGGCAGCCGGGUGUGGUAUUGCACGCCUGUAAUCCCAGCACUCCAGGAGGCAGAGGCAGGCUUAUCUCCAUGAGUUCAGGGCCAACCUGGUCUACAAAGCAAGUCCAAAGCAACCAAGGCUACACAGAGAACACUUGUUUCAAAACGCAACCCCCCCCCCCCCGCAAUAAACUGACGAAGGCUGGAGAGAAGGCUGCACAGCUGAGAGCAGAGGUCUGCAGAGGACCUGCGUUUGGCUCCCAGCAGCCAUCAGGUGGCCUCAGAGGGUGCUUUUCUUCUGCCUCCUUGGGAACUACUCACCCCCUCACAUAAACAGACUCUUAUUUUUAAGAUAA
This is a messenger RNA of Meriones unguiculatus (Mongolian gerbil), 1957 nucleotides long. RefSeq names its product histidine-rich glycoprotein-like. The transcript is spliced from 3 exons. NCBI's taxonomy places the organism in Eukaryota, Metazoa, Chordata, Mammalia, Rodentia, Muridae. The coding region runs from base 1 to 1062 and encodes 353 amino acids. The record is from RefSeq and is a predicted model, not a curated record.